Molecule: messenger RNA, 2079 nt
Organism: Quercus lobata
Lineage: Eukaryota; Viridiplantae; Streptophyta; Magnoliopsida; Fagales; Fagaceae
Product: vacuolar sorting protein 18-like
Exons: 17
Coding region: 159-2018 (619 amino acids)
Biological process (GO): organelle fusion; endosome organization; vacuole organization
Cellular component (GO): endosome; HOPS complex
Molecular function (GO): protein-macromolecule adaptor activity
Source: RefSeq, a predicted model, not a curated record
UUGGCUGUUGGCAUUUCCUUUCUUUGAUAGUUGAUCGAUAAUUGAUCUCCGGUAAAUCAAAAUUGGAGUACACUUUUUUUUUUUUUGGAUAAUCAACUGGAGAACACUUAGACUUAAGCAACACGGGUGAGAAUUGAAAUCGAGAAUUGAAUUGAAAGAUGGAUUCAGCAGGAAGACAGGUAUUCACGGUGGACCUUCUAGAAAGAUACGCCGCGAAGGGACGCGGAGUUAUAACUUGCAUGGCCGCCGGCAACGACGUCAUUUUGUUGGGCACCAGUAAAGGUUGGGUCAUCCGCCACGAUUUCGGCCUCGGCGACUCCACCGAGAUUGAUCUGUCUACGGGUCGACCCGGAGAGCAAUCGAUCCACAGGGUGUUUGUUGAUCCAGGAGGGAGUCAUUGCAUUGCCACUGUAGUUGGUAGUGGAGGUGUUGAUACUUUUUAUACUCAUGCCAAGUGGAUUAAGCCUCGAGUUUUAACCAAAUUGAAAGGUCUUGUUGUCAAUGCUGUUGCCUGGAAUAGACUACUCAUUACUGAAGCUUCGACAAAGGAAGUUAUUCUUGGUACGGAUAAUGGCCAACUUCAUGAGAUUGCGGUUGAUGAGAAGGACAAGAGGGAGAAGUAUAUUAAGUUUCUGUUCCAAUUGGGGGAACUUCCCGAAGCUUUCAUGGAUUUACAGAUGGAAACAGCUAGCAUAAUGAAUGGAACUAGAUACUAUGUAAUGGCUGUUACUCCUACACGACUUUACUCUUUUACUGGGAUUGGAUCCUUGGAGACUGUUUUUGCAAGUUAUUUAGAUCGUGCUGUGCAUUUCAUGGAGCUUCCCGGUGAAAUACCAAACAGUGAACUGCAUUUCUACAUCAAGCAACGAAGAGCUGUGCAUUUUGCCUGGCUUUCAGGAGCUGGUAUCUAUCAUGGUGGCCUAAAUUUUGGAGCACAUCAUGGCUCUCCAAAUGGAGAUGAAAAUUUUGUGGAGAACAAGGCUCUAUUGGACUAUUCAAAAUUGUCUGAAGGUGCUGAAGCAGUAAAACCGAGUUCUAUGGCAGUGUCUGAAUUUCAUUUCUUGCUUCUUAUUGGGAAUAAGGUCAAGGUUGUGAAUAGAAUUAGCGAGAACAUCAUUGAGGAACUUCAGUUUGACCUAACAUCAGAAUCAGUUUCCAGGGGUAUCAUGGGAUUAUGUAGUGAUGCCACUGCUGGAUUGUUCUAUGCAUAUGACCAAAACUCUGUUUAUCAAGUGUCUGUCAAUGAUGAAGGCCGAGAUAUGUGGAAGGUUUAUCUGGACUUGAAUGAGUAUGCUGGAGCUUUGGCAAAUUGUCGUGACCCACUCCAGAGAGACCAAGUAUACUUAGUACAGGCUGAAGCUGCAUUUGCCUCCAAGGAUUAUCACAGAGCAGCAUCUUUCUUUGCAAAAAUUAACUAUAUGUUGUCAUUUGAGGAGAUCACUCUAAAGUUCAUUACCAUAGGUGAACAGGAUGCCUUGAGAACUUUCUUACUCCGGAAGCUUGAUAAUCUUGCAAAGGAUGAUAAAUGCCAAAUAACAAUGAUCUCCACUUGGGCUACUGAAUUGUACUUGGACAAGAUAAAUCGGCUGCUCUUGGAAGAUGACACUGCUGUGGUUAAUCAUGGUUCAGAGUACCAAUCAGUUAUUAAAGAGUUCUGUGCUUUUCUUGGUGAUUGCAAGGACGUAUUAGAUGAAGCAACUACAAUGAGACUUCUGGAAAGUUAUGGUCGGGUUGAAGAACUAGUAUAUUUUGCUAGUCUAAAGGAGCAGUAUGAAAUUGUUGUUCACCACUAUAUUCAGCAAGGAGAAGCAAAGAAAGCACUUGAAGUACUUCAAAAACCUGCUGUUCCUAUAGACCUUCAGUAUAAGUUUGCCCCAGACCUCAUCAUGCUUGAUGCAUAUGAGACUGUGGAGUCAUGGAUGGCCACAAACAACCUGAACCCGCGGAAACUGAUUCCAGCAAUGAUGCGUUAUUCAAGUGAACCUCAUGCAAAUUCUAAAUUUGGUCAAGAUUAUUGAUUCAAAGCAGUUGCAGCUAACACCUGUAUCUGGCAUGAUCGCUUGUAGUGGUAAUGAAUUU